Parasteatoda tepidariorum (common house spider) is the source of this 6269-nucleotide messenger RNA. RefSeq lists its product as uncharacterized. NCBI's taxonomy places the organism in Eukaryota, Metazoa, Arthropoda, Arachnida, Araneae, Theridiidae. The record is from RefSeq and is a predicted model, not a curated record.
GGCUUAAUAUGUAUAAUAUUUUAAAUGUGACUCGAGUUUGCGUUCGAUAAGUAAGAAAAUAAAGUAAUUUCUUCAUAUCAGAAUCUGUUCAGUUUCAACAGAAUAAACGGAAUGACGGGAUAAAAUUGUGUAAUAUGAUGAUCAAAAUCGUCUGUUUGUUUUUAUUAUGAUCUUAAAAUUAAAACAGCACUUAAUGUCGCAUGUUAUUUUGUGCAAAAUCACUAUUCCAUCAGUGUAGUUUUUUUUAAAAAUCUUCUGCUAAAUAUUAAUAUCAUUAAAUUUUGCAGUAAAAGUUCAAGGACUGAAAUUUUAACAUUGCCUGUUUAAAUCAGAGCAAAAAUAAUUAUAACUGCCAUUUAAUUACUUUUAUGUAACGUUUUUAGUUAUGAAUUCAAUUUAUUUUGAAAAACAAUGUUAUAGUCAUUUAUAACAUUUAUGGCACUGAUUGUCAGUAAUCUGUAUGUUUAUCAGGAAACAUCUGAUUUUAAUCGAAAAUGGAUUCCAUCUAAAGUUUUUGUGAAUUGCAAUGGUGUUAUUGAAGUUUUGUCUCAAAAUGAAAGAAAGAGAGAUUUUAACUUGUCAAGUGAUUGGGAUGUUCAAGCACCAAAUGACACUGUCUGGAAUAAAGUGCCCACUCUACCAUUUCAAAGAUCUGUUCGAGAAACAUUUUUUAUUUGCAAAAAGAAAGGAAAAGAAGCCCCAAUAUGGUUUCUCGCUAAUUCAGAGCAUGAUAGAAAUCACUGGUUUACGACUCUAGCUCCAUUUACUCAAAAGCGACCUUUGCCCUACGGAGAUUAUGACAAUUGGACCUAUCCUGAUCAAUAUGAAUCUGAGUCGAAUCGCUUGACAUCAUUUCAAAGAAAAUCACUGACUCCCCAGCAUCGGUCAGGGUCUUACACUGUACAGGAGACUGUAAGGAAGAGUCCCAAACUACAAGAUGUAGCCUUAUCUCCUCCAUGCAGGUCAGGGUUUUAUUCUGUUCAAGAGUCCCAGAAAAGGAGUUCUAAGCAGCAUGAUGUAGAUUCUGUCUCACACGUGCUUCAAUCUGAAUCUGUGCCCAUAAAAUCUGAUCAAAAUGACAGCAUAUGCUGCCACUGGUGUGGUGGUGCUUUAUCAUGCUUUUUCAGUAUCUUUGGUGUAUGCUUACAGCAAUGCUGCUUAAGUGUAUCAUCUGUGGUUAAUUGAAUAUUCAGUUCCGAAUGUUGUGAUUGUGUUAAUGUGAAGGACCGAAAUCAAGAGAAUGUUGACUUUCACCGGUGAAUGUCAACAAUCACAUUGUCGCUUUGGUGAAUGUCUAAAUAUAUUUGUUAUAUCUGAUUUUAUAUUAAUUUAUUCGUUGAUAUUAUUAUAUUCAUUCGAUAUUUCAAUAUUUACUGAGGAUAGAUUGGAAGAAAAUCAGUGUUACACCAGUUAAACGCAUGCUACCAAUUAAAUGCUAAACAUCGGUUAAAUGCAUGUUGGGCUGUGACCUUAAAAAAUAUUGAUAUAGGACAUACCGGGCAAAUGUAUACCAGGCAGUGGCACUGAACUGGACCUAGUAUGUAUUUAGGACAUUUAUCAAAGCGAGUAUGUGAUUGUCAACAUUCACCGAUGGAAGUCAGCAACCACCAAUUUUGGUCAUUCAUAGUAACAAUUGCAUAACGUAAAGUUAUGUGUCUUUUUAUAUCUACAAGAUAGGGUUAUUAAUUUACAAUCUAAUGACUCCUUAAAAUGUUGUGUAUAUUACCUUCCCUUUUUAUGUGUUUCAAAAUAACCUCAACCUGCCAUAAUUCAUUUGAUAUCCGUACUUUGGUCUGAAAGUUCUAGAAACAACUCUUAAAUCCUUAAUCAGAAUGCUUUUAAUUCUGACCCUGGUAGCAGAAACUCUGCAGCAAAUUUUAAUGGAAAAGUAAGUUUAAACAGAACAAAAGAAACAUGAAUGCAAUACAGGACUUCAUCAGGGGACACUCUGCAUACAUUUAUGAGGGUACUUUUCUGCGAAUUACUAUUACUGUUUAACAAAACCAAAUUGCUAUUUGUGCCCUGAAACCCCAUUGGGGGAAAAAAUCUGAAAUAUAGAAAAUAUAAAAUCAGAUUAACAUGAAAUGUUAUACAAUUUAUAAACUGAAAAUAAAUAAAGUAUUCAGAAAAAAAAUCGUUAAAAACUCGCCAAGGAACAAAAUAUUAUUCUCAAGCCUUUUUUUUUUGUUUGAUGUCUCAAAUACAUGUGUGUGUUUGACUUGUGUCUGUUUUUGUCUUUGGAGAUGAAUUAUCAAAUUAGCAUUUAUAUAAAUAUCAUUGCCAGCAGAGAACGGAAUAAUAAAGAAAUCUGAACUGCCAGAUUAAAAACAUUUUAGAACCAACCAAAAUGUAGUCACUCUGUGUUGCUAUCUACUAAACAGAUUUAAUUUGGAAAACAUAAGAAAAUAUAUUAGGAGAUAAAAACCAUUCUUCACCAUGAAGUUUCUUUGUUCUGUUUCAGUUUACUCUUCUAUUACAAUUUAAAUAUAAUUUGCUGAUAUUUUUAUUAAGUUAUUUGAAGACUAAUUUUUAUUUUAUGCUGCUUUAGUGCUUUCCCACUUCUGACUUUAUUUUACAGUUUUUUUUCUGGUGCAUCUGCAAAUCGAUUUUUUAUUUAGGAAUAUGUUUAAAAGAUAUUAAGAACUUAUGACCUAAAAGCAGUAUCAAUUGAGGACUUAAUUUGCGUGAUAAACUUGUGUAUUCAAAGUACAGGAAUGCAUUAAGGCAGGUUACUUUGAAAUUUAUUAAAUAGGUUUGUAAUUUACAUAUUUUAAGGAGUUAUUUUAUUCAUCCUGAAACACAACAUGCAUCCUAGUUAAUGUUCCUAAUAUUUUUAUACAUAAUUCAUAUUUUUGUAAAUGAAUUUUUUUCUUAGCCAAAGAAGAUAUGUAUACUGUAAAAAAAUUAAAAUAUUAAGAUGUAACAUAUACAACUAAAGCUUUUAUAUUAUACAUUUGAAUUUCUUUCUUUUUUUAAUCAGAUGGUUUUUUUAAAAUAAUCAUCAAAUAUUGUGAAUAGUUAUUAGAUUCAUAACUAAAUAUCAAGAUAAAAAAAUAUUUUUUCUAACAAUAUUUAAAUUUGUUUAAAAUGCAGAAUCAUAUAUUUGUAUGGUAAAGAAAUUAAAAUCUGUUGAAAGUUAAAUGUUUAAAUAAAUUUAGCUUGCAUUGCCAUUGAUAUACAUUCAACAUUACAUAACUUUAAUACUGCCACUACGUGCCAGUAGCCAAAGUGCCUAAUGUUUCUAAAUUAUAUAAAGUUUGAAGGAAAUGUCAUUCUAAAUUAUUUUUCAUCCUUCUAUAAAUAAUGUCACUUGAAAAACUUAUUUUUAUGAUAAGAAAUAUAUUUUUACGUGUUAAUUUUAUACAAAUGAAACCUUUAUACUAAAUUUUUAGAUUAUGAAGUUUUUAUUAAGAUUUUUUUUUUAUAAGACUAUGAUACUUAAAAGAUUUUUUAAUAAGAUUCUACAACAGUUACUACUGAUGAGAAAGUUUUAAUGUAUAUUUAAAUAGUUAUCUAAUUGAUAAAAAUUAGAGAAACAAAAUGAAGCCUAUGUAUGAUGAACACUUGCAGUCCAUGAUUCUAAAAAUCAAUUCAUUCAGGGUUGAGUCAGUGUGGGUGUUUAUCAAAUUUUAUACCACUUAUACUGUUGUAAUUCAUUAAAAUGUACAUAGUUUAUAAUUUAACUUAUCAACUUACAACUUAAUUAAACAAGUAACUACUAAGCUAGUAUCCUAUAUAUCAUAAGAAAUUAGUUUAAUUUUCAAAACAGUAUUUUAAUAUCAAACUUAUAAAAUGAAGGGGAAAAAAACAGAAACAAAUAUGCAUAUUUUAUUACUAUUGUAUGUCUGUUAUUUAUAUUAGGCCUUUGGAAAUAAAAAAAAAUCUGUUAUUUAUUAUAAUUAAGUUUUUUUUUCUUCAAUAUGCAAUUAGAAAACUUAACAUUUAAGUUAAACGCUAUUAACUUAAACAUUUUAAGUUUAAUUUUCUUACUUUCUAAGCUUAUUUCUUUUUAAGUUAAUUCUUUAGUUCUAAGUUAAUUAUUCUUAAGUUAAUUCAUUUUUUCUAGUUUACUGUUUCUUUUUAGUGAUAUGUAAUGUUUAUAUAUUUUUUAUCCAUUGAGCAUUUGAUAUGAAGUUAUUUUUUAUGCUAUAUUUUAUUUCAAACUAUAAACUAAAUCUUUCUAACCAGUGUUGCAGUGCUAAAAAAAAAUUUUUUUUUAACCAAAAUACUGUGUGAUGGAAUGUUAAAUUAUCAAAGAUAAAUUUCGAUCAACCAUUAUCAAAUUAUCUAAAGUGAUUGAAGUUUUUCCUUAUUUCAUUUUAUUAUAGCCUCUCAAAUCUUCCUCAUCACUAAAAUCAAAAUUUUCCAAUAAAAAAUCCCCCAAUUAAAAUAAUUCUAAUUCCUUUUACAAAAGAUUUGUAACUUUUAAUCAUUUAAACUCAUACAGAUGUAUUAAUGAUAUGCCUUUAAAUUAAGCCCCUUAGGAGUUUGCUUUCUUAUGAAAUAUACGGGUUACAUAGCCUCAUUAUCUAAAACUUUUUGUUUAAUGCUUGGUGUAUUUAUGGCCCUACCCUGUGAAUUUAUGGCCCCUGAAUAAUGUCUUGAUGGUAGAUUGCCAUUCUACCAUCUAAUUCUCUUGAAUGUUAAUAGCAAAAAAAAUUUAUAAAUAUGUAAAAAAAAAAAAAUUGUAACUAAUGAUAAUAGCAUGUUAUUUUUACGCUGUUUUGCAAUUUUGAUAGUCACAUUAGAUUUUAGUGCUUUCAAUUUAGUAUUUUUAUGUGAUUUUAAUAACAAUGUGUGAUAUUACCAAAAAUUUAUUUAUUGUAUCUGCUUUUUAAGGAAUGUUUACUUAAUUUUAGUAUUUAUUAAAAGUUCGUUCUGUCUACUUCUUUUCAUGUUAUAUGUUGCUAUAUUGUAAUUUCUUUAUUAUUAUUUUUUGAUCUCUAUAUACAAUUAUAACAAUAUAAUAGUACAGUAACCUUUUUGAGAAACUUUUAAUCUGAAUUGUCUUUCAAUGAUCUCAUCUGCUAAAAGGCUAAUUUAUAAACAAUGGGAUAAAAUACAGAUUAAUCUUUCCCUUUAAUUCUGACAAAAAAUUUGCAUUUUUGUAGGGGUAGGGGUUAAACAGUACUGAUUAUUAAACAAAAAAAUCAACGUGUUUGUCAAAAAUGUUAAUAAUCGUAAUUACAGGAAAUAAAUAUAAACAAUGUAUAAAACCAUAUAAUUUAAUUAAAUAGAUUUUAGAAAUGUAAUUACAAAAUAUUCUGAAUUAUAUUUUACUUCAGUUAGCUUUUAAUUACGACAUUUGUUAUCAAUUUGUUUAUAUGAAAAAUGUCAGCAUGAUAUCACAACCCCUGUAAUCAGUGAACAAUAAACAAAUGAAAUAAAGAAAACCGAAAUAUGAAGUUAAACGUAUUUAAUGCAAAUUCACAAAAGAUUUAAUCCCAAUCUUCAAGACCAUCAAAAGAAAAAAUAGAACUGUCAUAGAAAAUAAUGUCUAAACUCACAUUAUUAAGAGCGUCAAUACUAAUUGGAAGCUAUCUUUGCUUCCCGAAAAAUGAAAGCAAACUACGCAACCUCACGCUAUACCAGCGUUAUCUCAUCCUCUUGAAUAAUUUGAAUAACGGAAAACCUUUUUCUUCUAUUUAUUCACCUGCCCUCUUUCUACCUGUUUUGUAUGUGUAGGGACCGAUGGUGUACGGUGUUGGUUCUCGUUAAACUGUUCUACCGUAAAGUGCUCGACUUCGCGUGCUGAUCGAUGGACGGGGAUGGGGGUGCCAUCCCCUCUGCAGAGGAGCAAAAUUGUGAUGGCAUGUCUUUGGAUCACCCUCAGGGUUGUUUCCCAGACCAUCGCCACUAGCCCACUGGUGCAGCUUUAAAGUGCAACAUAAAUGAACCACCACAACAAAAUCUACCUGUUUUGUCUUUGUUUUCCUAAAGAGGCAAUUUCGCUAUGACACAAUUCUGAUAAAAAUGAUCUAUUUAAUUUAUCAUAGUGCAGUUGCUACCAACUGAUUCAAUUCUUUCAGUCAUAGUUAGCCUUGAUUUGUAAGUCUACUUCUAGUUUGCAUUAAAAUGGCAAAUUCCUUUAUUGACUUAAAUUUAUAUUUUAAGUACAUAAUGCUCUAUACUUUUACAUAAAUUGUUGUGGAAUUUUGUAAUGUGUAUCUCAAUACUGUGCACGUCAUUUAUUACAUGUACGCAUAUUGAACAAUGUAUUGUAUAUCUUACAUUUAUUUCUUCUUAAUAGAUUGUUUUCGAGCUUUGAA